Molecule: messenger RNA, 860 nt
Organism: Baudoinia panamericana UAMH 10762
Lineage: Eukaryota; Fungi; Ascomycota; Dothideomycetes; Mycosphaerellales; Teratosphaeriaceae
Exons: 2
Coding region: 69-860 (263 amino acids)
Biological process (GO): protein deubiquitination
Molecular function (GO): deubiquitinase activity
Source: RefSeq, a predicted model, not a curated record
GAAAGCCUCACCUUGACUGUACUCGCAUCUCCACUGAGUGAUCCGGAGGGUGAGAUAUUUGACUGACCAUGUCGGCGUCAACUCCUACCCGGCCGAAGCGAAGUCGAACCUCGUCCUCGCUGUCUGUACGCCGCUCAGUGACGGUACCGAAAACCGAGGUCACCAUCAACGUUUACGACCUCCUUCCACCUGGUCGACUCUCGUCCUUCCUUUGGACCAUUGGUGGCAGCCUUCUCCAUUCUGGCGUUGUCAUCAAUGGCCGAGAGUAUGCAUAUGGUGGGCAUAACCGCCGCAAUACUACCGGAGUCUACUACACAAAGCCACGGCUAGAGCCACCAGGAGGUACCUUUCGUUGCAACAUCUUGCAAGGCUUCACCUUCCGUACACAGGCGGAGAUUGACAACAUCAUCCGCUCUGUAAGCGAGCAAUUCCUAGGUGAAAGAUACAAUUUACUGUCGAAUAACUGCAAUCACUUCACAAAUGCCUUGUGCGAGCGAUUGACUGGCAAGUAUGCUCCUGGCUGGCUCAACCGUGCGGCGGGAAUUGGACUGGCAUUGCCAUGCAUGGUACCUAGCGAGUGGGUCAACCCGCCGGAUGCCGAGACGGCGGACGGCGAGCUUGUGGAAGAUGAAGAGGACGACGAUGAGCGGGCAGCAAUGCUACAGAGCGACAGGCGGCGAAGAGGAGAGCAUAGAAGGCAAGAGAGUGCUCUCCUCUAUGACAACCUUAUGGAGGGCGGAACCAGGGUCACGUCCGAGCCUAGCACACCGCCAGCCAGGCUUGUCAACGUGCGGGAUACUUCAGGGAGAAAAAUGCCGGCCGCGGAACGAGCACCUAUGCCCAGCAGCAGCAAGCGCUGA